Molecule: messenger RNA, 3954 nt
Organism: Rhagoletis pomonella (apple maggot)
Lineage: Eukaryota; Metazoa; Arthropoda; Insecta; Diptera; Tephritidae
Exons: 3
Coding region: 1-3954 (1317 amino acids)
Biological process (GO): DNA integration
Molecular function (GO): nucleic acid binding
Source: RefSeq, a predicted model, not a curated record
AUGGAACUACCUACGUUCUCUCGCGAUUCCACGGAGUGGAUCGGGUUUUUCGACGUGUUCUCCUCGCUGAUCGACAAUAAUCCGGCCUUAUCGGACGGGCAAAAGCUACACUAUCUUCGAAGUUGUCUAAAGGGUGAAGCAUUGAGAAUCAUCAGUGGCUUCCAAAUUAGUGAUGCAAAUUACAAGGAGGCAUGGGACCUUCUUAAGGUUCGUUAUAAGGUGUUGCGCGUAAUUGUCGAAGUACACAUUAGAGCUAUGUCGGAAAUAAAGAGGGCUACAAGUGAUUCUGCUGAUGCAAUAAAAGGUGUAAUUGACGCAUUCCAGCAGUCCAUUCGCGAGCUCAAAGCACUAGGGCGUCCUGUCGAGUUUUGGGACGACUGGUUGGUUCAUGAGGUAGUUAGCAAAUUGGCAUUCGAAACAAGGAAGCAGUGGGAGCUAUCACUCGAAAGUGAUGAGCCGCCGACUUUCGAGCAACUUACGAUGUUUUUAGAGAUACGGUGCCGAUCGCUAUCGAUGCUUUCCUCGACCACAAGCACAGUGCUAACUAAAGGGAGAAUGACCACAGUAGGUAAAACAGCAAAUGUAUUCCAUGGGAUGCAAGAGCAUAAUGCAGACUGUACUUAUUGUAGCGGCCCCCAUAAAAUUUAUAGUUGCGACAGAUUUCGAAGUUUAGACGUAAAUGCAAAAUCAAAGUUCGUAAAGGAAUCACGAGUGUGUGUGAACUGCUUAAGUCCGGGUCACUUUAAGGCUAAGUGUAACAGUGCAUCUGCAUGUAGGGUAUGCAGCCAACGCCACCACACGCUGUUGCAUAGUGUUUGUUUUGUGAACAAUGCCACAACCACUGCUCAUUUUGUUGACGAUACGUCUCAUGUGCCCCCGCAUCCUGUCGCCGUCGAUGCCACACCAAACGCGAACGAAAAUGUUUCAUCCGCUGUUAGUCCUCCGACGGACCCCGCCGCUGUACGUGUUUCACCAUGCCUGAAUUCCAGCUCCAAGCCGCCGCAACCAACAGAAAGGUUAGUACUAUUGUCCACCGCGUGGGUAAAGGUCCGCGAUUGCGCCGGUCAUUGGCAACCCGCCCGUUUACUGUUUGAUUCCGGGUCGCAUGCCUCGUUUGUAACUGAGGCGUGCGUGCAACGCUUGGGUAUACCGCGAACAUCUUCCAACGUGCUUAUUACGGGCAUUGGGUCAACACAAGGAGGUCGAUCCAGAGGUGAGACAGUACUAACGCUUUCUUCUUUCUGCUCCAAUCGACGCUUCACAGUAAACACACUAAUUUUGCCGAAAAUAACGAACGACUUGCCCACGCAGUUUGUACCGGUUUCAGCAUGGUCCCACGUACAAGGAUUGUUCCUAGCAGAUCCGCAAUUUAUGAAGCCUGGUCGUAUCGACAUAUUGGUCGGCAUGGACGUCAUGGACCAGCUCGGUUUCUCGGAACUUCGCAAAGGUCCGUCUGGCACGCCAAUGACCCAGCGGACAGUCUUUGGUUGGACGUUGUUUGGGAGUGUCGAUGGCUCUCAUCCCGCUACGCCCCGAGUGCAAUCGCUGCAUUGUGAGGUGACACUGGAAAGGGCGCUAACCAGGUUAUGGGAACUGGAGGAAGCUCCACAAAAAACGCAUCUAACACACGAUGAGAGUAUCUGUGAAAACCAUUUCGAGUCAACGCAUCGAAGAGCUUCUGAUGGUCGAUUUAUAGUUGAGCUGCCCCUGAAAUCCGAUGUACCGUUGGGGGACUCGCGAACUUUCGCCGUUCAGAACCUGCCACGCCUCGAAGAACGACUCGCCCGCGACAACGACUUGCGUGUACGUUACAAUGAGUUUAUGCAGGAGCUCAUUGAUAUGCGUCAUAUGGAGCCUGCGUCCAAAACUUCGAAUCCAGUCUAUUACAUGCCGCAUCAUCCAGUCGUAAAAGAGUCAAGUGUUACGACAAAACUGAGGGUCGUAUUUAACGCAUCUGCCAAAAGCGCUACCGGAAACUCGCUCAACGACGCGUUAUUUGUCGGACCCCAGCUGCAGCAGGAUUUAUAUUCCAUUUUGACACGUUUUCGUACUCAUCGGUACGGUGUUACGGCUGACGUCACAAAGAUGUACCGUCAAGUCUACGUCUCCCCGAAACAUAUCGAUUUACAACGGAUCGUCUGGCGUCGUGACCCCUUACUACCGAUACAAGACUACCACAUGUUGCGCGUGACCUAUGGAGUAGCAGCGGCAUCACACCUAGCUGUAAAGUCUCUUCAACAGACCGCAAGGUACUCGUCGAACAGUUGUCAGAAAGCCGUUUCUGUCAUACUAAACGACUUUUAUAUGGACGAUCUGCUCACUGGUACAUCGUGUAGAGAAGAACUUCAGUCGCUGCAACAAAACGUUUCCCAGAUACUUAAGGAAGGUGGUUUUGAACUAAGAAAGUGGGCGUCGAAUUGCGCGAAGCUAAAUAAAACUAUUUCGAACUCUUCCGAAUCUAUACCGCAUUACAUCGUCGAUGGGAAAGAUGUUCACGCCUUGGGCCUAGUAUGGAACACAGACGAAGACCAUUUCACAUUUGCAGUAAACCUGAAGAGACCGCCCGUUAAUUUGACUAAAAGAGCGUUUUUGUCCGAUGUCAGCACACUAUUUGAUCCUCUGGGACUGAGGGGUAUCAGUCCGUCCGAACUACUCCAUCAUAAGCUGUGGUGGACUGGCCCUGAGUUUUUGGUAGGCGCUGACCUAUUCUGGAAGCAGACGUCAUCGAAGAAUCAUACAACUGAGUUGGGCGUUCGAAGCAAGGUUCACGCUCAUGUAACAAGUUUGAAGGAUCAAUGGUCAAUAAUGACGAAAUAUUCGUCGUACUCCAAGUUGCGGCGCAUCAUCGCUUACGUGUUACGUUUUUUCUACAACGCUCGAGUUAGCACUAUGCACAACGCUAGAAAGCAUCUUGGUCCUCCGAGUUUCCAGGAGAUAACUGAAGCUGAAUUCCGAUUAAUAAGCGCAAAGAGGCCAAUUCCACUUCGCAGUAGUCUUUUGCGUUUGCAGCCGUAUCUCGACAAGAAAGAUAUCCUGCGCGUUGGAGGCAGAUUGAGAAAUGCUACGGUUACUCCUGACGUAAGGAAUCCUAUCAUCUUGCCAAAGAACUGUCCGCUGGCAAAAUUAAUAGUCUCGGAUAUCCACAAGUUUACGCUGCACGCUGGACCCCGCAUUAUGCAAGUUGUGUUGCAACGUCGAUUUUGGGUUGCUGGUGCUCGAAGUCUAAUACGCGCCGUAUACCACAAGUGCGUGAAAUGCAUCUGCAUGAAUCGCAACCUCGCCACGCAAAUGAUGGGGGAUUUACCUGCGACUCGAACUACUUACGCACGUUGUUUCACCCGUACCGCUGUUGAUUUUGCUGGGCCGUACUUGUAUAAGUUUACCCACGGAAGAGGAGCGAAGGCCACCGAAGGAUACAUUUGUUCCUUUGUUUGUAUGUGCACCGGCGCAAUGCAUCUGGAGUUUGUUGGAGAUCUGUCCACAUCAGCAUUCCUUAACGCAUUCAAGAGAUUCGUCAAUCGUAGAGGCUACUGUAAGAUUAUGACAUCGGAUAACGGUACGAAUUUUGUUGGUGCCGAAAGGGAGCUUCGAGUCGCGUUUCAACAGUGUAUGGCUGACACCAAACUACCUCCUUCUGCACCUCAUAUGGGCGGGUACUGGGAAGCCGGUAUCAAGCGCAUUAAGUACCACCAAAAACGCGUACUGGGUGAAAAUCUGCUAUCAUACGAAGAGUUCAACACGCUGUUGACAGAAGUGGAGGCCUGCGUCAACUCCCGCCCUCUCUGUGAUAACCCUACGGACGCUGGCGACAUAGAAGCUCUAACUCCCGGCCAUUUUAUUGUUGGAGAGCCACUGAAGUCAAUCCCAGAACCUGAGGAUCAAGGGUUCUGUGGAGAUCUUCGACAACGUUGGCAAGCAAUUUCGGCCAUGAGGCGACAUUUCUGGCGCCGAUGA